This is a messenger RNA of Staurois parvus, 326 nucleotides long. The record is from the annotation of a GenBank genome assembly. NCBI's taxonomy places the organism in Eukaryota, Metazoa, Chordata, Amphibia, Anura, Ranidae.
AAUUCUACAAGUGGUUCUGAUUUACUAUCGCUGUUCUCUAGCUGGUCUAAAACCGCUUUUGAUCUAAAGGGACGCUUUUUGGACGCCAUGGAUGUUUCUCAGUUUCCGGGCAGAAAGAACAGUAAAAAUGCAGGCAGGGCACAGGACAAAGCACUAGGGACAAAAUGUAUGUGAAAUAGUUUGAUACAUGAAUGUCACUUUUUGUCAAUUUCAAAUUUCCCGCCGUUCCGUCCCCGUAUGUCCCGACGCUCGCAGGGGACGGAACCCAGAUGACAGAUGCCGGCAUUCGCCGGAGGAUAUUGCCGGGGACACUGCAGGAGGGACAU